This is a messenger RNA of Neogale vison (American mink), 953 nucleotides long. Its product is annotated as nucleophosmin-like. Gene Ontology annotation, cellular component: nucleoplasm; centrosome; ribonucleoprotein complex. Lineage: Eukaryota; Metazoa; Chordata; Mammalia; Carnivora; Mustelidae. Gene Ontology annotation, biological process: ribosomal large subunit biogenesis; ribosomal small subunit export from nucleus; ribosomal small subunit biogenesis. The coding region runs from base 57 to 836 and encodes 259 amino acids. The record is from RefSeq and is a predicted model, not a curated record. The transcript has a single exon. Gene Ontology annotation, molecular function: chromatin binding; histone binding; RNA binding.
AGUAGUCGUUUAUCUUCGUCCGCCUUCUCUCCCACCCAAGAGCGAGCCACCACCCCAUGGAAGAUUCGAUGGAUAUGGACAUGAGCCCCCUCAGGCCCCAGAAAUAUCUUUUUGGUUGUGAACUAAAGGCUGACAAGGAUUAUCACUUUAAGGUGGAUAAUGAUGAAAAUGAGCACCAGUUAUCUUUAAGAACGGUCAGUUUAGGAGCUGGUGCAAAGGAUGAAUUGCACAUUGUUGAAGCAGAGGCAAUGAAUUAUGAAGGCAGUCCAAUUAAAGUCACACUGGCAACUUUGAAAAUGUCUGUACAGCCAACGGUUUCCCUUGGGGGCUUUGAAAUAACACCACCUGUGGUCUUACAGUUGAAAUGUGGUUCAGGGUCUGUGCACAUUAGUGGACAGCACUUAGUAGCUGUGGAGGAAGAUGCAGAGUCAGAAGAUGAAGAGGAAGAGGACGUGAAACUCCUUAGUAUAUCUGGAAAGUGUUCUGCCCCUGGAAGUGGUAGCAAGUUUCCUCAGAAAAAAGUAAAACUUGCUGCUGAUGAAGAUGAUGAUGAAGAUGAUGAUGAUGACAAUGAUGACGAAGAUGAUGAUGAUGAUGAUUUUGAUGAUAAGGAAGCUGAAGAAAAGACUCCAGUAAAGAAAUCUAUACGAGAUACUCCAGCCAAAAAUGCAAAGAAGUCAAACCAGAAUGGAAAAGACUCAAAACCGUCAACACCAAGAACAAAAGGUCAAGAAUCUUUCAAAAAACAGGAAAAGACUCCCAAGACACCGAAAGGACCUAGUUCUGUAGAAGACAUUAAAGUAAAAAUGCAAGCAAGUAUAGAAAAAGCGAAUUGAACAGUCCUGGGCACUACUGGUAAAUUAAGCCCAAAGCUGGGGAGAGAGGAAAAGGAGAGACAAAUAUAGUCCAUACUGACUGUCAUCAACAAUCCAGACUAAAGUUUCAAAUUCCCU